AUGGAGGGAGGAGCGGCUUCGUCUGCCACCCUCCCCGUCCAGUCGGGCUUUCAUCUCUUCCCAGCCCUGAGCUCGCCAGCUGCUGCCGCUCCCCUGGGUGGCCCCAGCGCGGGGGUGGGGGCGGCUCCAUGGGGAGGGGGCCGUCGUCGGGUGGAGGGCAGCUGCCAAGGAGGAGAGGGGGCGGCAGAUUGCCAGCUGCUGGGGCAAGGAGGCCCGGGGGUGGUGGUGCACAGAGCCGAGCUGGAGGACGGCGCCAUGAACGACAGCCUGGCGGUGGGCGGCUGCGGCCCCUGGGAGGACCCCGCCCGCUUUGUCCUGGUGCCGGCCGCCUAUGCUGCAGCCCUGGGCCUGGGGCUGCCCGCCAACCUGGCCGCCUUGGCCGUGUUCGGCCGCGGGGAGUGCCCAGCCCGGGCCCUGCGCAUCUACCUGCUGAACCUGGCCCUGGCCGACGUCCUCUUCACGCUGACCCUGCCCUUCUGGCUCACCUACUACCUGGGCCGUGCCCACUGGCCCUUCCCCGAACCCUCCUGCCGCCUGGCGGGUGCCGUCUACUACUUGGCCACCUACGCCGCCCUCUGCUUCAUGACCCUCAUAGGCCUCAACCGCUACUGCACCGUGCGGGGCGCCGGGCCCCGCCUGCCCCUCAACAGGGCCCGGGGUGCCCGGGCCGCUUGCGCCUUCGCCUGGCUCCUCUGCCUGGGCUGUGCCAGCCCAUCCCUGGCCUCGGCCCGCGCCGUCCAGCCGGGGCCCGGGGGCUCCACCCGCUGCUUUGAGCACGGCUGGGCCCGCCGCGGCUUCGCCUACGCCAGCGUGGGCUUCUUCGCGGCCUCCUUCCUGCUGGUCCUCGCGGCCUACGUUUCCCUGGCGCGGGCCCUGGCCUCCCCGCCGGCCGGCCAAGGGGUCCCCGCCGGCCCCCACCGGAGGUUGGCCCGGGCCAUGGUUCUGGGGCUGCUGGUGGUUUUCUCCAUCUGCCUGGCCCCCUAUCACGCCAUCCUGGGCCCCUGGGUGGCGGGGCAGGAGGAGGAGGAGGAGGGGGGAGGGGAGGGGGCCGGAGAUGGCUGCCGCCCACCGUCGACACUCGACAUCCUGCACACCCUGAGCCUGGCCCUGCUGAGCCUCAACAGCUGCCUGGACCCCAUCGUCUACUGCUUCUCCGUGCGCCGCUUCCGCAAGGCCUGCUGGCGGUUGGGCUGUCGAGGCCGGCCGGCCUCCAUGCCACCCCCCAACCCCCUCCCCGCCCUCCUCCAUUACGGCAUCGCGGUGGGAGCCAAGACGGACCCGUUCCAGAGACUGCAGCUCGCUCCCUCUCCUGCCUCUAGCGCGGCCACGAGAGGCCUCUGCAGUGCUGGGGCCCGGGGCUAG
Molecule: messenger RNA, 1362 nt
Organism: Tachyglossus aculeatus (Australian echidna)
Lineage: Eukaryota; Metazoa; Chordata; Mammalia; Monotremata; Tachyglossidae
Product: platelet-activating factor receptor-like
Exons: 3
Coding region: 1-1362 (453 amino acids)
Biological process (GO): positive regulation of Rho protein signal transduction; phospholipase C-activating G protein-coupled receptor signaling pathway
Cellular component (GO): membrane
Molecular function (GO): G protein-coupled receptor activity
Source: RefSeq, a predicted model, not a curated record